GAUAAUUGAUUAUCAAUUGCUUUUAAUGAUUUCCACGACUUUUCAAUUGAAAUUCUAGAGCAUUAGAGAGGCAGUCGUCAUGAACAGCAGCAGGGAAUYCAGCGAUCAGUGCGAACUAAAUAAACCACAAACCAAGCACGUUGCUAAAUCAUUUAUUAUCAUUUUGAUAUUUGUGCUUGGUGUCUCGGGCAAUGCCCUCGUGGUUUAUCUAAUACGUAAAGCCAAGAAGCUUCACAAGCAGAUGUGCUAUGUUAUCGCUAACAUAGCUGUWGCCGACAUUGUUGUCUUAUCGCUUGGAUUGAGAGAAUGGCUGAAUUAUCUCUUGUCAGGAUCAAGGUCUUUYAAAGUUGGCGGAAGUUURGGUAGCGCUGGUUGUAAGAUGAACACCCUCCUUCAGCUCGUUACACCAGUGGUAUCUAUCACCUCWGUCAUCGUCAUCUCCUUCGAGCGUCUCCGCGCCAUUAGAAGUACAGUACGCGUGAAACCUAUAACCCCUCGCUGGUUUGCCUGUCUGAUCGCUGCCACUUGGCUUGUUCCUAUCGCUAUCUACAGCUACACUCUUUACGCGUUUGAGAUCGUGCCAAAACAAGACGAUUUCUAUUGUGUCGACGUCUACAUCGAUAGACAAGGCUGGAUCCUUUACCACUACGUAUUCUAUGUCAUACUGGUAGGCUUGUUCGUUGUGCUGGUAACGCUGAACAUCCUCGUCAUAAAAAGCCUGCAGUCAUCCAAGAACGACCUUGCUUUGCCUGAGAUCGAGAUGAAGAAGCGCGAGCGAAAGUUCACCCGUGCAGUUCAGCUUGUGGCGUGUUUCACCAUCGCCUUCAUGAUCUUUUGGAGCCCGCGAAGUUGCCUCAAGUUUCUCGAUCAUCUCCUGGUAUUUCGUUUUCAGAAUUGUACCACGUUGUAUUUCAGCAUCGAUAUGUUGUUUCUGUURAAUUGUGUUUUGUCGCCGGUGAUAUAUUUUGUAUUUUUGAAGGAUUUUCGCGAUGCUUUGAAAGAUUUAAGAGGGAAAUUUUCAGUAGGAUUUGUGACGGUAAGCAGCAGUAAGGAUAGUGAUGAACGUAAGAUUAGCAAACURCAGAGUACAUCACUGUGAUAAAUAUGUAAUACAGCUACUGUAAAGAGGUUUUCUGUAGAGAAAGAGCACGACCGCAACUUACUGUGGGUAUUUUACCGCUAAGACUCAUGGGCUUCCUGUCUUUUUAGGAGAGCUAGAAGAGGGAGAAUGGGAGCGAAUAAGGAAGAGCGAAUAUGACCGUUAUGUCUGCGGAGGAGGUUAUCCUUAGCAUGUAAAUCUAGKUUUCUUUCAGCGAAUCCACAGUAUAGAACAAUAUUUGAUUCUGAACUUGAAAUUCUUUCCCGGCCAUCACAUCUUUUAUACUAACGUAUUUUUGUUUUGGCGACUUUGAGGAUUUUGUUACAUGAAUAUCUUCUUAAAAUUUAUUCAAUCUCGUCGAACAUGGCAAUACUGAAGCACACCGGGUGUGUUGUUCUUUGGGUGCGAUUUUGUUGCUAAUAAUGACAAAUCGAUUAUUGAUUAUUAUAUUCGUGUUCUCAUCAGUCUCCGAUAACGUGCUAUAUUUUACUGAUAAACGCAUCCCAGGGAGUAGAUAAUUACUUUCUAUAUUGUGCUCAAGUAAUGUCGCUGCAGUUUACCGGUGAAAUAUUGCACUUACUGAGUGCUAAGAGAGCGCUCUAAAGGGCCGCAAUAAUCCCUUUUUUUCGGUUCCGGCAUCAUCUUUGCGUGCCUCACCGAUAAACCACUUUAAUUAGUUGAAUCCUUCUAUACUUGAAUUCAUUCAUUAGUACAUUCGGUCGUAGCCUCCAUUUAAGUGGAUCUCAGUUUCAUUCAAGUCUAACUGAAGUCUUAGCGACUGUUUGUCUAUCCGUUGAAUACGRUCACGGGACUUACAAACGAUUUCCAAUGAUGGUUUCCAAUGACAUUCAAUACCCACAAUACCGUUCGGUCGUGAAUAUCUUUUGUCUAAUGAUAACCUUAUUACUUUCAAAGACAUCUUACAAUGCAAUGCGUUUGGAACAUAAGAAUACGCUAUGCGAUAAAAGAAGACGAUUCCAGCUGAACGCUUUCUUUUUGCGUUUUGAUUGAUAGACUCAGAAAAAUGUCGAUUGAUAGACUUUUAUCCAAAWAUGGUCGCCAAAUUAAAAAUUGUCGCAUAUCGAAAAUUGACCGUGUGGAUGAGYGUCACAUAAAAUGUAGCAAUGAUUUUGACGUCACACAUCGAUAUACACUCUAAAUUAAUCAAUAAAAUCUCUGUUUUCUCUUACGAACUCYCAGAAGAUCGAUAGAUAACUUGAUUUUCGAAUGGAAACCUACCAUUCAUGCUAGGUAAACAGGCGGGAACUAUUUUCGUAUUCAAUACGAAAGAGACAAUAACAAGAGAGGCAAUUAUUAAAGAUGAAUUUAAGUCUUGAAGUGUUUUGUGGCUGUGUAAGCUCAGGUAAGUAUUUCAAAAGAAUGGAAAUCAUUUUUUCUAGUAUCUAGCGAAAUUCAGUGUAUCUUUAACAAUUAUUUGCUGCCUAUCCACACGGACAAAUAAAAAUUGCCACAUAUAGUUGUCACAUAAAAAUUGCUAGUGUAGACGGGACUUAAAUGAUAAUCGGACAGUGAUGCACUCAGAACUAUAUUAAAGCAAAUUAGUACUAGUAUUACCAUACUAGUGGACUAUUGCAAAUCCUUCAUUCUGAUUGGC
Exaiptasia diaphana is the source of this 2714-nucleotide messenger RNA. RefSeq names its product C-C chemokine receptor type 4. Gene Ontology annotation, biological process: G protein-coupled receptor signaling pathway. Gene Ontology annotation, molecular function: G protein-coupled receptor activity. Lineage: Eukaryota; Metazoa; Cnidaria; Anthozoa; Actiniaria; Aiptasiidae. The record is from RefSeq and is a predicted model, not a curated record. The transcript has 2 exons. Gene Ontology annotation, cellular component: membrane. The coding region runs from base 80 to 1099 and encodes 339 amino acids.